Molecule: messenger RNA, 4559 nt
Organism: Homalodisca vitripennis (glassy-winged sharpshooter)
Lineage: Eukaryota; Metazoa; Arthropoda; Insecta; Hemiptera; Cicadellidae
Gene: Usp32
Product: ubiquitin carboxyl-terminal hydrolase 32
Exons: 31
Coding region: 147-4541 (1464 amino acids)
Biological process (GO): protein deubiquitination
Cellular component (GO): Golgi apparatus
Molecular function (GO): cysteine-type deubiquitinase activity; calcium ion binding
Source: RefSeq, a predicted model, not a curated record
UUCUUAUUUAUUCAAUUCAUUCAUUAAAUAAUCUUUUCGCUUGCUUGUUGUGUAAAGUAUGUAUUUGGUUGUAAAGAGUUGUUUUCUAGGCGAUUCAAAGUAAUUUUAUGGAUUCAAAUAAACCAAAUUAUUCAUAGGAAAUUGUUAUGGGGGCUAAGGACUCAAAACAAAUAUGUAUAACUUACGAAGAAGCUGUAAAAAGAGUGACCGAAGCGGAGUUGAAGCGCUUGAAGGAAGCAUUCAAGAGAUUGUCCAACCUAAAUGGGUUUAUCAGCAAGCAAUCAUUCGUGAAGGAUGUGCUUGGAGAUGGGGUACCGGUGGCGGUUGCUGAGUAUAUCUACACAGCAUGUGGAGGAACAACGAAAGGCAUCGCUUUGAAGGAGUUACUCUGCGGCUUGGUGCUGAUCACUCGGGGUCAAGAGGAUGAGAAAAUCAAAUUUUUAUUCGGGCUCUACUCCAAUGAGAGUGGGACGUACAUUCUCAAAGAGGAGUUCCAAAAGUACCUCCAGGUCUGUGAGAGCAGCUACAUCCCUGAUUCCAUUGGUGCCUUGUUCAAUGAGAGAGGAAAAGAUCGGGUGACCUUGGAGGAAUUUGGAGAGUGGCUGAGAGACUACCCUGACGCCACAUCUCUAAGUCGGUGGCUGCUGUGUGAGCCCUGCGCGGUAACCAUCAGUAACGAGCUCGAGACACCGACCUUCUACCAGACUCUGGCCGGAGUCACUCACCUGGAAGAGAGAGACAUAAUCGAGUUGGAGAAGCGAUACUGGGUGUUGAAAGGAGAGUCCCGCACCGGCAAGCUGGACCUGGAGACGUUGAGACCACUGAUCAGUCCGCCGGUACCUCUGAGCGUGUGCACCGGCGUGUUCGCAGCCUUCGACGAGAACAGAGACAACCACAUAGACUUCAAGGAGAUGGCCUGUGGAAUAUCGGCAGCCACGCGCGGCCCUAUGGCUGAGAGGCAGAAGUUUUGUUUCAAGGUAUUUGACCUUGACCGAGAUGGGCUUUUGUCAGAAUCAGAGAUGGAUCACAUGGUGGAUGUACUUCUGCAUCUGCACCAUGAGAACUCGCCAGAUGGAGGUACAACUGAAGACAAAAAAGAAGUUCUUGCAGAGCUCAAAUGUCGUGCUUCUCCCAAGGGUCUUACGAUUGAGGAAUACUUGAUAUGGUCUAUGGACAACCUCUUGUCUACGGAUUUUCUCUGUCUCCUUUUCCAAGUGUGCCAUGUAGUGUUAGGUCUGAGACCUGUGUCCAAUAAGGAGGAGGGGGAGAUCGUGCGUGGCUGGCUGGAAAGAGAGGAGAGAAGAGGUUACAGUGUUGGCCAGUUCUGGUAUUUGAUAGCAAUGGAUUGGUGGCAGAGUUGGCUCGAGUACGUCGGCUUUCCUCCCAACGGAUGCGGUAGUGAGACAAGUCUCAACAACUUGACAUCGACAGAGAGCGGAAGUCUCAAGCGAGUGGCACAGCGACUCACAGGUUCCAAGCGAACCAUAGUGGAGAACUGUGUGGCUCUGGAUAACUCGCCGGUGAGUGUAGAGGGAGCUGGCUUAACAGGUGCACUCAACUGUUCAAUGCUACAACUGUUCAAGUAUUAUACAUGGGUGGUAGUGACUGGUAUAACAUCACUGGAGUCAGACUCACAAAACCUGCUUUCUCCAAAUUUGAGUGUCACACCGAGCCCAUCACAAUCUCCCAGACCAGUUCGUCGUCAUCCUGUCACACCUGGGCCGAUUGAUAACAACUGUCUUAUUGCUCCUCCCAUGUUCAAGGUCAGCAGUUUGACGGGGGAAGGUGGAAAGCUGAAGAAGACGCUGAUGUUGGUGCAGUCGAGGGACUUUGAACUGGUUCCUGACUCUCUGUGGAAGGCCCUGUCGCAGUGGUACGGAGGCUCCCCACCACUGCCUCGUCAGGUGAUAAUGCCACGAGAUAGCAACCAGGUAGAGCUGGAACUCUACCCUAUCACCCUGAAGCUGCUGAGGCACCAGAGUCAGUUUCCCAGGCUUCCGCAGCAGCCCUCUACCUGGACUGGAGUGGUGGGAGGCUAUGGUGCUCUUAUAGGCACGACGGGGUAUCCAUAUGUGUCCAACCUGCCCACCCCACCCAAGCGAUACCUGGCGUACUUGGCCACCUUUAGUCGCUUGGCCACUGUCCACCAGGUCUACGACUUUCUGUGUGAGAGGCUACACUUGCGGAUGGACGACAUUCGUCUUUGGCUCUGCCAUGAUGAGAAUAACAUGGUGCUUAUUGAAGAGGAAGAAGCAACACUAGAGGAGUUGGGGGUGUGCGAUGAGGACCAACUUCUAAUUGAGGUGCGGAACAAGGAUCUGACAUGGCCCGAAGAGAUUGGUUCUCUGGCGAUUCCCCCUAGUGAUAGAGUCAAACAGCAGGUGGCAACAGAGAAAGGUGCAACAGGACUCAACAAUCUAGGCAACACUUGCUUUAUGAACUCGGCUCUGCAAUGUGUCAGCAACACUCGUAUACUGACUCGUUACUUCAUCAAAAAUUUUCAUCUCUACGAGCUUAACAGGACAAAUCCUUUGGGAAUGAAGGGUCAUAUAGCCAAACGGUACGGAGAUCUUAUACAUGAGAUAUGGAGUGGCUCGUCGAAGACCGUGGCUCCUCUCAAACUCAGGUGGACUAUAGGCAAGUACGCUCCUCGCUUCAAUGGCUCCCAGCAGCACGACUCCCAGGAGCUGUUGGCUUUCCUGCUGGAUGGUCUGCACGAGGAUCUGAACCGUGUUCACGACAAGCCUUAUGUGGAACUCAACGACAGUGACGGACGCUGUGAUGUCAGUGUGGCUCAAGAGGCUUGGGAAAACCACAUUCUGAGGAACAAGUCAAUAAUUGUGGAUCUAUUUCAUGGGCAACUCAAGUCCAAAGUGAGGUGCAAGGUUUGUGGCCAUGAGUCUGUGAGGUUCGACCCCUUCAACUACCUCUCAUUGCCUCUGCCAAUGGAGUCCUACAUAUACAUCCAAGUCACUGUAUUGAGAUUGGAUGGAUCAGUACCUACCAAGUAUGGACUACGGCUGAAUAUGGACGACAAGUACGCGAAUCUGAAGCAGAAUUUGUCCACUCUAUGUAACAUACCACCGUCAUACAUGAAGCUUGCUGAGUUGACAGGAUCACAGAUCAAGACUGUGUUGCAUAAUGACCACAAGGUGAAGCCUCCACAGAGUGGACUGUUGUAUGCGUACGAGCUGCCUACAUGCCCCAACUCAGGUUCCAUUUAUGGUGAUGACGAGAGGCUCUCAAUCACCAGUCUCAAGUCUCAGAGAGAAGCUCAGACAUUCCAGGCCAUCCAGAGGUCCAUACAGCCACAAGCUGUUUCGAGAGGGAAUACCAGUCCUGUGGUUUACGGUGAGGACAUAAGUACAACUGCCAGUAGUAUUGCUGUCACAGUCGAGUCAGAGGGGAUGAUAGACACCCUGGCGAUGGAGGUGACGGAGACGAUACCAGAUAGUGGCAACUGUAGUGCUAGCAGUUGUAGCCUUGCCGAUAGUGUCGACACAAACUCUUGCCAACAACCUGGCUUCAUCCUUGCCUUUCACCGCAAACUGAUCCAGCAAGAUGUGUACUUUGUGUCGUCACAAAAGAGCAAGCCCAGUCUGUUUGGUGUGCCUGUCAUCGUUCCUUGCUGUGACAACACCAGUCACCAAGACCUGUACCAGUCAGUGUGGCUGCAGGUGGCUCGGCUAGUGUCCCCCCUCCCACCGUCAGAGACUGCCCCACCGAACCACGCUAUGGACUGUGAUGACAGUUUGGGGUACGAGUUCCCAUUCGUACUGAAGGCAGUGAACCGAGAGGGUACAGCUUGUGCCUGGUGUCCGUGGUAUAGGUUCUGUAGGGGCUGCCGAAUCCAGUGCUGUGAUACAGAGUUUAACUUCUCCAGCAGCUUCCUUGCCAUAGACUGGGAUCCAACUGCAUUGCAUCUGCGUUACCAAACCGCUCAAGAAAAGGUAUUUGAGGAGCACAGCAGUGUACAAAUGAUGAGGCAACUCCAACAUGAGCCUAUCAACCUGGACUACUGCCUAGAGGCCUUUACCAAAGAGGAACAGUUAGGAGACGAGGAGAAGUACUACUGCUCCAAGUGUAAGCAACACCAGCUGGCGAGCAAGAAACUGGAGAUCUGGAGGUUACCUCCGAUUCUGAUUGUCCACCUGAAGAGAUUUCAGUUCCUAAAUGGAAAGUGGGUGAAGUCACAGAAAGUCGUGAAAUUUCCAUUACACAACUUUGAGCCCACAUCAUACCUAGCCUCGAUUCCUCGUGAGACAAUUCUUAGGCACAAGGCCAUGAGUAAAGAGGAGCAGAAUGAAGGCAAUGCAGAGGGCUCGAACAAAGGCAGCGAUCAUUCUCCUGUACCUAAGGAACCUAGUGAAUCUCCGAAUCCCACCAUACCAUCUCAGCCUCCAGGUUCUGGGUCUGAACCACUGCAAGAUUUCCAUCAACACUUGCUCUGUGAGAACUCCGAUCCUUUUGACCUCCGUUACAACCUCUACGCCAUUGUUGUAAGUCAUUGCAUACCAAUUCCUGUAACACCUGGCCAUUAACCCUUUCACUGCCACCAA